Molecule: messenger RNA, 261 nt
Organism: Rotaria sp. Silwood2
Lineage: Eukaryota; Metazoa; Rotifera; Eurotatoria; Philodinida; Philodinidae
Source: the annotation of a GenBank genome assembly
AUGUCAGCGCAUCACAAAAGAUGGACAUUUAAUAGUUGGCGAUUACAUGGUCGUCGAUAUACAUCCCAAGCACCGUUAUUAAAUCCUACUAUUGAGCCUUUUUCUUUUACAAUAUCUCCUGAUGUCAAUCAUCAAGAUCAGCUUCUUGAUGUUGACAAUGAUGACGAUGACGACACAUAUAAAAGACUUUUACAUCAAUUACAAUUGUUUCAAAAGUUAGAGCUUAAGCAAAAAGAAGACAAUGGUAAUAAUGAAUUUUGA